Messenger RNA from Gymnodraco acuticeps, 578 nucleotides. RefSeq names its product nudix (nucleoside diphosphate linked moiety X)-type motif 17 (gene nudt17). The record is from RefSeq and is a predicted model, not a curated record. Gene Ontology annotation, molecular function: NADH pyrophosphatase activity. Gene Ontology annotation, biological process: NADP+ catabolic process; NAD+ catabolic process. NCBI's taxonomy places the organism in Eukaryota, Metazoa, Chordata, Actinopteri, Perciformes, Bathydraconidae. Gene Ontology annotation, cellular component: cytosol.
GUGCUCUUAUUUUGUAGGUGUUACCCGGAUGUAGCUAAGCAGCUAGCUGUGUCUCCUCUCUGUCAGCAGGUCUCAGCGGGUGCAGCAUGGAGCGAGUGAGGAGGGUCCUGGUUCACUUCUGUCAGGACGGAGCGGCUCAACCAGCGCACUUUGUGCAGAGUAUAACGGGUCACUUCAGUGAGGGUGGAGAGGACGAGGUGGAGGUCGGCUGCUCUCUGGAGAGAAACCGGUUCAUUCUUCAGCGAGCAGACGCAGGGCGGGGGGUCACUCUGAAGAGGCACGCCUUCUGCCCCAUCAAGCACCUGUCCGUCACAGAGAAUGCUGCGCUCCCAUUGGACGUUCAGCAGCGAGGAGUGGACGUGGGCGUGGCCACCAUCCUGCAGACAGCCAAUCAGAAGGUGUUGUUGACACGGCGUGCGAAGGAGCUCCGGAUAUUUCCCAACAUCUGGGUUCCUCCAGGAGGCCAUCUGGAGCUGGAUGAGACGCUGCUGGACGCCGGUCUCAGGGAGUUACAGGAGGAAACGGGGCUGAAGCUGGAGCCAGAGGAAGGUUCUCCAAACAUCCUGGGACUCUGGGAG